AUGGUGAUUCUGCGAGGGGUGGCCGAGGCCUCCGGAAACUGCUUGGGCAACCACACUGAUGCUUACAGGUGUUCGCCGUACAAGUACUGCCAGAACCAGGCAAGUGCAACCAGGCGUGGCCCAGAAACCCUCGCGUCAUGCAUGGCUGCUUGCGAUGCCAGCAUCGAAUGCACCGCUAUCCAGUACGAUUGCGGUACGGACUGCUUGUUGAUGGAGGCUGCUGCUUGCGGAGACGAGAUUACCACCUCCUGUGGCAGCAGCUUAUACUACAAGGAGCUGGGGAGCGCCACAAGCACGACUCAGGUGCCAACGAGCAGCACAACGCUUCCCGGCCAGGCCUCCGGAAACUGCUUGGGGAUCAACACUGAUGCUUACCGGUGUUCGCCAUACAAGUACUGCCUGAACCAGGUACUUGACCCAGAAGCAAAAGCAGGAGAAACUAAGAAAGGCAAGUGCAACCAGGCGUGGCCCAGAAACCCUCGCGUCAUGCAUGGCUGCUUGCGAUGCCAGCAUCGAAUGCACCGCUAUCCAGUACGAUUGCGGUACAGACUGCUGGUUGAUGGAGGCUGCUGCUUGCGGAGACGAGAUUCCCACCACCUGUGGCAGCAGCUUAUACUACAAGGGGCUGGGGAGCGUCACAAGCACGACAGAACAGGAAGUGAACGGCACAACGCUACCCGGCCAGGCGUGGAGCGUCGCCAGUGGGCCAGGUCCUCAGUCAAAGGCGAGCCUUGUGCGUUGCGCUUGUCCAGACACUUCCAUGCCUCGUUAUCGAGCCACCAGGUGUUCAGUGGCAAACCUCACCGCCUCACCGUGGUGCGGUUUGAAACUGAGCGCCUCUUCGAUGUUCUGCGAGUCAAUAGUGUGGACUACUCCGGCCUCUUGCCGCCUGGUCUGUCGGGAGCCGUGGUGCACGGGACUAUUUCAUGGUCCUCAGACACGCAGCCGCAGAUAGUGAACUUGGCAUUGAUUUGCCGUUCUGAUGGCUCCAACAGCAAGUACGGAUGGAAGAUCUGCCUUCAAGAGGUCACCCCGGGAAUAUGGAGCGAGCAGAAGCAGAAUGUCAACAAUGACACUCUCGGGAACGACUCAAGCUGGCCUGGUGCGAUGGGAGUACACGUCGCCGCCUACGACAACGACAGCCAGGUACUGUGGCUGCAUGGAGGCCUCGAUCUGAGCGGUUCCCUCGACAGGCUGUGGAAGUACGACGUGCAGGCAGGGACGUGGGACCAGCCGGCGUUGAUCACAAAUGGCAGCAACGAGAGCCAGCCGUCGGCGCGCGGCUACCAUGAUUUGGGCGACUUCUGGAGAUAUGACAUUCAGGCGCAGCUCCCUCCAGUUGAAGAGGCUUCCCAGGAUGUGAAGGCCGCUUCCUGGCAGGAGCAGACGCUGCUCAAUGAAACGGCUGGCGCCAAUCUGUCGAACGCCUCGGGGCUUUCUGGGCCCUCCGGGCCCUCUGCGCGCGUGCUUCAUGUCAUGGUCUACGACGGUUACCGCUAUCUUGACGAUCUCUGGCAGUAUGACGUUGAGGGACUUCUUCUCGACGACCUGUGGAUGUUUGAUGUGCAGGCACUGGGCCUGGCUGGAAACUGGAGCGAGAAGGCGGCUGUCCACAAGCCGGCACCACGCCACCUCCAUGUCCUUGUCUACGACAGCGACAGCCAGGCCAUGACCUAA
This is a messenger RNA of Symbiodinium natans, 1677 nucleotides long. The record is from the annotation of a GenBank genome assembly. NCBI's taxonomy places the organism in Eukaryota, Dinophyceae, Suessiales, Symbiodiniaceae.